AUGAAGACGCUUGUAUUUGCUGCUAUUUUCAUAGUUGUGGCUGUUUGUGUGGCUUCUGCUGAAGCUAGGGAAGAAGGUUCCCAUACUAUGGUUAAGAGGCAAAUAGUGAAACCCCAGACGAUAUUCGUGAAGCCACCACCUGGGUGUGGUAUGCCGUUUUGGGAGUGCACCAGGCGCUGUCAACAGCGGGGACAUCUCAGUGGUGGAUACUGCACAAUGACUGGAUGUGUGUGCCUUCGAUAG
Leptosia nina is the source of this 243-nucleotide messenger RNA. Lineage: Eukaryota; Metazoa; Arthropoda; Insecta; Lepidoptera; Pieridae. The record is from the annotation of a GenBank genome assembly.